Sphaerodactylus townsendi is the source of this 993-nucleotide messenger RNA. RefSeq names its product olfactory receptor 13G1-like. The record is from RefSeq and is a predicted model, not a curated record. Gene Ontology annotation, biological process: G protein-coupled receptor signaling pathway. NCBI's taxonomy places the organism in Eukaryota, Metazoa, Chordata, Lepidosauria, Squamata, Sphaerodactylidae. Gene Ontology annotation, cellular component: membrane. Gene Ontology annotation, molecular function: G protein-coupled receptor activity; olfactory receptor activity.
AUGGUUGCCCAGGGCUACGCAUACUCCGUGCAUGGAGCUCACCGCGUGCCCUGCCCCCUGUCAUCAUGUGGCAGAGUUGCAGUGAAGAACUCCAGCUGUGUGACCACCUUCAUGAUGAUGGGACUUUCUGAUCAACCUAACUUGCAGGUCCUGCUCUUCAUUUUCUUCUUUUGUAUCUACAUUGUGGCUUUGAUUGGAAACGUGGCCAUCAUUGCCGCCAUCCUUUCACAUGCCAAACUUCACACACCCAUGUAUUUCUUCCUCUUUCACUUGGCUAUAGUGGACAUAAUCUGUACCUCCACCAUCAUUCCUAAAAUGCUGGGGAACAUAGCAACCAUCAGUAAGAGCAUCUCCUAUUCUGGCUGCAUAGCUCAACUCUAUUCAUUCACAUGGUGUUUGGGUGCUGAAAUGGUGCUCUUCACUGUCAUGGCUUAUGACCGCUAUGUAGCUAUAUGCCACCCUUUGCGUUACACCCUCAUGAUGAACAAGAAGGUAUGCAUGUUUCUUUCCACAGUGGUGAUCUUUGUAGCCGUUAGUAACUCAUGUGUUCACACUGGCCUGAUUAUGAGGCUCACCUUCUGUGGACCCAAUGGUAUCAAUCACUUCUUCUGUGAGAUUCCUCCACUUUUGGCUCUAUCCUGCAGCCCGGUAAGAAUCAAUGAAGUCUGGGUCUUCACAGCAGACAUUAUCCUAGCUAUGGGAGACUUCUUGCUAACAUGCUUAUCUUAUUGCUUCAUUGUAAGGGCAAUCCUCAAAAUCAAGACUUCUGAAGGAAAGAAAAAGGCCUUCUCUACCUGCUCUUCUCAUGUUAUAGUUGUGUCCUUAUAUUACUCCACUGUCAUCUACACUUAAGCCUCCAGCUACAACUUUGAUAGGGACAAAGUAGUUGCUGCCCUAUACACCCUAGUUACACCAACACUGAAUCCUAUAGUCUACACUUUGAGAAAUAAAGAGGUAAAGACAGCUCUCAAAAAAGUCUUAUUUAUAACAUGA